AUGGUUCCGACCUUGAAGGACGAGCUUACGGCGGCUGCAGGUAACUCCUUCAUCAACCAAGAUUUAGUGAUGGCAGGAGCUGGAAUGCCAACUAGGUACUUCGCAAGCUCUAGCCAUGGCACCGGUGCCCACUACCAAAGUUCCAGCAGUGCUCCAAUCACCAUGGCAGUCCCCGAUGUGGGGUUUCUCAUUGCUGGGAUAGGCAUGGCUCCAUCUAGCUUCGUGCUGCCAGAGGGGGCUCUAGGAGCUGGCUUCAGCAACAUGGGUGCAGUUCCAGUAGGGGUUGUCGUUCCUCGGCAACAGCAUACCCGAGUUGGAGGCAGCAACGGCAACCCAGGGCCAUUCAAAGGAGCAUGGACCAGGCAAGAAGAUGAAGUUCUCAAGCAAAUGGUGAUACUCCAUGGAGAUCGCAAGUGGUCAACAAUUGCAAAGAGCCUCCCAGGUCGGAUCGGGAAGCAAUGCCGCGAGAGAUGGACCAACCAUCUGCGCCCGGACAUCAAGAAAGACGUCUGGACUGAGGAGGACGACGCGAUGUUGAUCGAAGCACACAAAACUUAUGGGAACCGUUGGUCGGUGAUUGCAAGGUGCCUCCCUGGCCGGUCGGAGAACGCCGUCAAGAACCACUGGAACGCAACCAAGCGCAGCCUCAAGUCGAAGCGUCGGACGAAGAAGAACAAGAGCGAGCAAGCGGUGACGAGGCAGCUCUCCCCUCUCGAAGAGUAUAUCCGUAGCCAGUACCCGGCGGCCGUCGAGGCCGCGCCGCCACUGCCGGUGCCGGUGCCGGUGCCUCGACGCCCUUCCGACGUCGUCUUGCACGGGGCCGGGCCGGUCAGGACGGGUACCCCAACAGCCACGUCGGAAAUGGGGAUCUACCUUGGCCUGGCUAACCCGGGUGGACCGCCCCAGCAGCAGCUAGCGGCAAUGAACCUGAACAUGUCACUGGCGCCGAACCUUAACGCCUCCUACAACGAGCAGCAGGAUGGAUACUACCUGCCGUUCGACGUCCCUCAGGGCAACAUUCACUACGGGGCGCCGCCGGUGCAGCAGCAAGGGAUCAGCGUUGGUCAUGACCUGCAUUCUUCUUGCCUGAGCCUGUACCACCCGUCGCUCCCCGGAAGCCACCCGAUCGGCGUGGAGUUAGGUGGCUACUACAGUGAGGCUGGCCCAAGCAGCGGUAGUGUCAGCGGCGUCGACCCAGACGACAUCGACGUCAUCCAGAUGGCCUCCAGGCAGUUCCUGGUGCCGUCCGAGGCUGAGGUUACCCUUGACCUGACCAGGUUCAAGUGA
Oryza brachyantha (malo sina) is the source of this 1287-nucleotide messenger RNA. RefSeq lists its product as uncharacterized. NCBI's taxonomy places the organism in Eukaryota, Viridiplantae, Streptophyta, Magnoliopsida, Poales, Poaceae. Gene Ontology annotation, cellular component: nucleus. Bases 1 to 1287 code for a protein of 428 amino acids. The record is from RefSeq and is a predicted model, not a curated record. Gene Ontology annotation, molecular function: RNA polymerase II cis-regulatory region sequence-specific DNA binding; DNA-binding transcription factor activity, RNA polymerase II-specific. Gene Ontology annotation, biological process: regulation of DNA-templated transcription. The transcript is spliced from 3 exons.